Fusarium musae is the source of this 837-nucleotide messenger RNA. RefSeq lists its product as uncharacterized. NCBI's taxonomy places the organism in Eukaryota, Fungi, Ascomycota, Sordariomycetes, Hypocreales, Nectriaceae. Bases 1 to 837 code for a protein of 278 amino acids. The transcript is spliced from 4 exons. The record is from RefSeq and is a predicted model, not a curated record.
AUGUCCUCUCCUCCGGCUCCCGCAGCAGUCUCAUCGUCUGAGCAGACUCCUCAGACAUCGCUGUCAGUUGCAGACGCAAAUACCCCAGAACAACCACUUGAGCCGGCUGCUCCCCACCAAUCUGAACAAGAACCAGUGAUCGACGAUGAUUCUGCCUUGAGCGCUGGAGUAGACUAUGCUGAUGAGCACCCAAAUACCGCUGUCAUCGGUACCGAUUUAUCCGCCGUGCAGCCAGACUGGGUGCCCCCUAAUCUAAAGUUCGAGAUCGAUGACUGCACCAAGCCCUGGACCUGGGACGCAAACACCUUUGACUUUGUGCAUAUGCGUUACUUGUUUGGUGCUAUUAGAGACUGGACCGCUCUCUUCAAAGAGGCUUACAAUGCAGUCAAGCCAGGAGGUUGGGUCGAGUCCUGCGAGUCCGAGCCCAUGACACAUAGCGACGAUGGAACCGUGACAAAUGAUGGAUCAACUGCGCUGGGAGGAACAUGGGAUAAGAUGUUUAUUGAGGGAGGCAAAGCCACAGGAUGCUCUUUGUCUGUCCUCACAGAAGAUCUCCAGAUGAAGGCUAUGAAAGAAGCUGGCUUCGUGGAUAUCCGGGAAACCUUCUACAAGGCAAACCCUAAGAUGGCGGAGAUCGGACAGUACGCGAAGCUCAGCCUGGAAUCUGACCUUGUUGGAUACUCACAAAUGAUUUGGCGUGAAGUUCUGAAGUGGCCAGCUGAAGAGUAUCAGAUUUUCCUGAUGCAGGUACGAAAGGAUCUUCGGAACAAGAAACUCCACCCUUACUUCAAAGUUCGCUUUGUCUGGGGCCGGAAGCCUGAGACCGAAAAUAAGUGA